Mesitornis unicolor (brown roatelo) is the source of this 376-nucleotide messenger RNA. Its product is annotated as protein groucho-1-like. Gene Ontology annotation, biological process: negative regulation of canonical Wnt signaling pathway; regulation of DNA-templated transcription. NCBI's taxonomy places the organism in Eukaryota, Metazoa, Chordata, Aves, Mesitornithiformes, Mesitornithidae. The transcript is spliced from 3 exons. Gene Ontology annotation, molecular function: transcription corepressor activity; protein binding. The annotation marks the transcript as partial. The record is from RefSeq and is a predicted model, not a curated record. Gene Ontology annotation, cellular component: transcription regulator complex; nucleus.
GCAGUUCCAAGGCCACACGGACGGCGCCAGCUGCAUAGACAUCUCGCACGACGGCACCAAGCUGUGGACGGGGGGCCUGGACAACACGGUUCGCUCCUGGGACCUGCGGGAAGGGCGGCAGCUCCAGCAGCACGACUUCACCUCCCAGAUCUUCUCGCUGGGGUACUGCCCGACGGGCGAGUGGCUGGCGGUGGGGAUGGAGAGCAGCAACGUGGAGGUGCUGCACCACACCAAGCCCGACAAGUACCAGCUGCACCUCCACGAGAGCUGCGUCCUCUCCCUCAAGUUCGCCUACUGCGGUAAAUGGUUUGUGAGCACUGGCAAGGACAACCUGCUCAACGCCUGGAGGACGCCCUACGGAGCCAGCAUCUUCCAG